This is a messenger RNA of Eupeodes corollae, 4659 nucleotides long. It is a transcript of the gene elg1, whose product is annotated as enhanced level of genomic instability 1. Gene Ontology annotation, molecular function: DNA binding; DNA clamp unloader activity; ATP hydrolysis activity. Bases 624 to 4520 code for a protein of 1298 amino acids. NCBI's taxonomy places the organism in Eukaryota, Metazoa, Arthropoda, Insecta, Diptera, Syrphidae. Gene Ontology annotation, cellular component: nucleus. The transcript is spliced from 3 exons. The record is from RefSeq and is a predicted model, not a curated record.
UUUUUUUAUUUAUUCUUUUUGACAAGCGUUUAAACGAUAAAUUCGGGGUAAAGAAAAUCCUACCAAGCAAUUUGUUAAUUAAAUUUCAUUUCCCUAAGCGAAAAAAAAAUUACAAAUUCCACUCGAAAUAAACUCGUGUUCGAUAAAAGUUUUCCCAACUCCACAAACUGCACCCAUCUCACAUUCAAAAAGUCCGCAAACAUUUUCGUGCCCUAAAAAACAAAUUCCAAAAGAAAAACCUUGAACCAAAACCAAAAAGAAAAAACUAAACUAAAAUAAAAAGAACCAAAAAAAUAAAAUAAAAAAAAAACAAUGCCAGUGAAGUGUGCUUUGCUCUGCUUGCUUUUGCUUUAAAGUUCUUCGUUCCUCUGCCCUGAACUGCUGUGAGAUUUAAUCGAAGAAAACUAAAGAAACUGCGGUGUCAUCAGAACUUAGAACUCAAAACUUAGAACAGAAACUUUGUUAGGCCAGCAAUUUAAGUACCUACUCAUAAAAUAUCGACGGGGGUAAAAUAAUUAUGACCAGAGUUAUCUUUGAAUUGAAUUUUGUCGGGAAUUCAACGUUUGCGUCUAUUUGCAGCGCAUUUUGAACGAAAACUCAUAUUCAAUGAAUACUCCGAAGAAAUGAGCCAAGUAUCGCAGACUUGUGGCCGUAGUUGUAGCAUUUUAGCAGAGGAAUCCGAUUUGCUUUCGGUUGCUGAUGAUUCAACUGAUGUCGAGUGCAUCAAGUUAUCGUCAUCGAUUGAAACUGAAAGCCCCGAACGUGAAUUGAAGGAUAGUAAAACUUCGUUACCUUAUGUGGUGAAGACACCACGUGCCGAUAGUAAACUCAUUCUACAAAACAUGGAGGAAGUUCUGAAUUCCGUCAAACGCAAACACAAGCAAAAACACCGUCGCAAGAAGGAGCUGAAGAAGAUAGCUCUGCAGGAGGCCGAAGCUGCUGCCGCAGCGGAAAAUGAAGCCAAUUCUGAUGCGACUAAGGUGAGUCAGAAGAGUCCAAAGCACCCGUUGCAAGAGAGCAAGAAGAAUGUCGAUGAAAUUGGUGGCGAAUUGAAGAGUCCGCUGAAGAAUGCAACGAUCUUGGAUCAUUUCUCGAGGACUCCCAAAAAACACGAACCGGAAUGUAGUGUAUCGGUAUCGGAGUCGGUUAAGCAAGAGGCGACGAGUGUGGUGACGAAGAAGGCGAACGCGUUCGAGGUGUUGAUGAAUGCUCGCAACAAGAGCAUUGGAUCGAAUACUCCCGGCAAGGAACCGCCCACAACGCCUGCCGAUCAGGCAGCUGCUGAAGACGAACACAAAGUUACACAGAUUAAGAGGAAGAUCGCCCUGCAAGAGUGGGCCGAUCGCAAAGGGGCCAUCAAGCGCCGAUUGGAUGAUGAAGCCACCGAGGCUUACAUCGAGAAGGCGAUGAAACAUCGGGCAAAGAGAUUCAAAUCAAUGCUCACCAAUGGCCACGAAGCAAAAUCCGAAGAGAAACCAGCAACACCGUUAGCUGCUGAGAGAACUGAGAAGCCAACUCCCCCCGAAUCAAAAUCAUCAGCCAAAGUAUCGCAAUCGGCCAAAUCUAAAGCAGCCUCAAAACCAAAACGCAUUUCGAGACUUACACGUCGUGUGUCGUCAGUUGAUUCUACUGAAUCCAUAGACAAUGCCAGUCAGGACUCUAGUGGAUUCCUGGCAAAACUCUCCUCACCAAUAAAGAAACGUGACAGUUUAUUGGGCUACUUUCCCAAGAAACCAUCACCAGCAAUCGAAGCUGUGGAAUCGCAAGCAAAAGAUAAAGAAAAACUGCCUCAGUCAAAUGAAGUCCCAACAGAAUAUUUAACUCCAAAGCGUGGAAAAGGUCGCCCGUCAAAAAAACAAAAGGCAACAGCAACUCCAAUUCCAAUUCCAAAAGAACCCGAGGUGGCUGUGGAAGCAAUUGAAAUAUUAAUAGAAACUCCAGAACAAUCAACGACUGGCAGUGGUCGCCCCAAAAGACAAUGUUCUCGAAAAUCUAGAUACGAUGAAGAUGUGAGUCCGAUUUCGACGACAAGGGUUGAAGAAAAACCACUCACCCGUUCAGUUAAAAAAGCUCCAAAACUCGACGCAUCGGAAGUUGAAGUCAUAAUCGAUGUGGAUAGUGAAAGUCCAAAGCAAACUCCAAAGAAACUGGCCCCACUCUUUAUAAAAGCAGUGCCCAAGCCAAGUAUAGACCCCGAGAUGUUGCGAGCCAAGCAGCAAUUCCUGAUGUCCGGUGUGCCGGAGAAGAUGCGCCUUGAAAUGGCCAAACAAAAGCAAUACGAACAAUCGUACGAGGAAGCCAUCGAGGAGUUUCCGAGUGUGAGUCAUGUGAGGCAGCUGAGUCCGAGCGAGAACACAGACAACGAUAAAUUCGAGAUUACCUUCAAAUUGCGUCCGAAUCAUGACGACGACGAGGGGGAGGAGCACAAAACGCCGUCGAGGAAAGUGCGAAAGCGGGCAAUAGGUACCUUCACAUCGUGUACGCAAAAAGAUUUUCGCGCCGCGCCAAGAAACAUGCUUAUCGGACCAAAUCCAUUGACUCAAAUCGAUAACAAGCGACAGAUCAUCAAGGAGUGGAAGGUCGCCUACGAUCGCUUCCCCACCUUCAGGUGUUACAAUCAGCUGCGAGAGAAGUACCGUCACUUCUGUGCAAUAGAUUCGGAGCAGGAGGCGGAACAAUUCACAGACACCUUCGUCGUGACUCGCAGCAGUAGUCGGCGAUCCCUGACGAAGGCUAAAUUCGAUCCAGACGCCGAAGAAGAGAAACCACCUCCGUCGGCGCCCAACGGGGAACUCCUCUUCACAGAGAAAUACAAAGCAAUGUCCUCGGACCAGGUCCUCGUCAAUGUGGCUCCGGUAAAUCAAUUGAAGGAGUUUCUAUCGUCUUGGCGGGGGGUUUCCCGUGCAAACGAACAGAAUUCCUUCGCCGAACUGAACGAUUCCAGCAACAGCAGCAGCGCCUCUUGCAAUUCAGUUGUGCUUCUAGGACCUAAUUCUAGCGGCAAAACCAACGCAGUGUUCGCUCUGGCCAACGAGAUGAACUUUGCCGUACUCGAAGUGAAUGCUGGCAUGAAACGCACGGGCAAGAAACUCCUGCAGGAGCUCCAAGAAGCCACCCAAUCUCAUCAGAUUCGCAAGGACUCGAAAGUCAACAAAUCAAACAAGAGUCUGCUGAAGAGCACGCUGAAUGGCAACAACAAGAAGAAGCGGCAAUCCGCCGAGGAAAACACCGUCGUCGAUGAUUUUGAGCAGAGCACCAGGAAGUCUCUGAUUCUUAUCGAAGAUGCGGAUAUCAUUUUUGAACAACACGACGCCGGAUUCGUUGACGCCCUCUACACUUUGGCAUCGACUUCGAAACGUCCGGUCAUCAUUAUGGCCACGAAUCCAAAUUGCCAACACCUGCAACGUCUGAUCAAUCAAAAUACAAUUUGGUUUGCUCCGGCGAAUGUACUUAAUAUAUCGAAGUUCCUUUCUGUGCUCUCGCUCAUCGAAAACUGUCCAGUUGAGCUGAAUGAUCUGGUGAGUUUGUACCUGUUGAAUCGGAAGCACCUGCGAAAGACAAUCCUGGAGAUGCAGUUCUACAUUCAGAGCGGUGGUGAUCGGGUGGUCAAAUCAAUAAAGAAGAAUGCCUCCUCCUCCUCGUCCACCACCACCACCAGCGACGACAAAGGCAAUUCGUCCGCACAGUUUUUCGCUUCCCCACAAAAGCGACGCUUCUCUGAGGAACCUAACCAAGUCACCGAAUCAGCAAUCGACGAUGAAUCCGAUAGAAAUAGAAAGAAAUGUUCUGCUUUAGGUUUGACGGGAGGCGGUGGCAGCGGCAGCGGCAGCAAUGAAGUCAACUUCCACAAAGGUCUCUUUGAAUUCUUCACCGUUUGUCAGAAUAUGAAGUGUCGAAUACCAUUUCCCGUUGAUUUCCAUUUGCUACGAACAAAUUUGACAGAUAUCUUUCAUGUUUCGAGAAAUUUAACCGAGACAAAUGCUUCGACACGUCGCAAGUCUAAGAGUCCGAAAAAAGCUUGGCUCUCUGCCGCCAAUCGACCAUCCGUCACAAGAUCGUUGAGUGAUUUCUAUGAGAAUCUUUCGGCGGCAACUAUGGUUGCCGGGGUGCAGGAGCGUGAAGAUCGUCUAACGAACAGUCUGAGCGAGGAUUUGGCUCAUUGUCUGGUGGAACGUGCAAUUGAAAAGAAUCUUGUUGCUGGAUAUUAUGCUUAUAAUUUAUUUGAUACGCCGCAAGACGGCAUCACCCUAACCAAUUUUACUCCAGUCACCCCUCUGCGUUCCACUCGAUCAUUGGCAUUGGACUACGAGCCGUCGCUGCGUUCGAUUUGUCGCAGUGAAAAAUCCCGUUUAUCUAACGACCGACGUGGAUCACGUUUCUAUCAUUAUCUCCGCAACAGUUGUGUGAAUCUGGGUUCAUAUUCACUGGAUAAUUUCGAAAAUGCAUGCGAUAUCUUAAACGAUCCAUCCGACAUUGAAAUACUCUCGUCGCAGGCCUCGUCGUCACAAAAAUCCGAAUAACAAUCGUCGAGACGACAAUAAAACAACACUCAAAAGAAAAUAAAACAACAAAAAAAGAGAAGAAGAAAAUUAUCUUUAAAAUAAUAAUUAAAUUAAUUUAUGUUAUUUGUAGAAAAAACAAAACAACUGAAAGUGUUCU